Messenger RNA from Anthostomella pinea, 1764 nucleotides. The record is from the annotation of a GenBank genome assembly. Lineage: Eukaryota; Fungi; Ascomycota; Sordariomycetes; Xylariales; Xylariaceae.
AUGAGUGAGGGUUUCGAUGAGAAAUGGAAAUAUGGAAAGCCAGACGGGACCACGAAAUCAAGAGACGACAUCUCCCGAGGCCACACCGGAGUUUUCCAGCUCCGCCAACGCCGAAGAAUACAGAACAGGAUUGCUCAGCGAAACUACCGCAAAAACUUAAAAGGACGUCUGGAAGACCUGGAAAAACGUGCCGGCUCGUCGGAUGAGGCACCGUUACUCACACGCACAACCGAGAACCAAACCCUGUCCAGCAGCCGGAGCCCCAAGAAGACAUCAUUCUUCAAGGCUUCGAACUUGACCAGGUCCAUCUUCCAGCGAUUUGCGAGUCUGGUAUCUGUGUUGAGUACAGAGGGGUCGGAAGGCCAUGCCGAGCAUGCCGAGCAUGCGGCUCGCGUGGUCGACGAUACUACGAGAUUCAGAAUCUGGGCCGACAACAUCGGAGCUCAUCAUCCAGCAUUAGACGCUAGGUCCACCGAAGCCAGACUGAAGGACGCCCCAGAGGUUGCAGAGCGUAUCUGUGAUAUACUGGCCGAGCUUCGCGAUAAUCGUGAUAAUGCGUAUGAAGCGUGCACCAUCUCGGAACAGGACGACGCACUACGUGGGCGGGUAGAAAAGGUCGGUUCUGACUUGAUCAAUGGGAUCAAGCAACACACGGACUCGAUAGUGAACCCAGAAGACCGAGUGUCGGAGCAUGAUGACGACCAAAGGGCCACAAACAUGGCGGACCAUACGACACCAUACACCAGCAAGCCUGAUAUAUAUCAUCCUGUGCCGGUCCAAACCGAAGCGUAUCAUCGCCUGCCAUGCGAGUUUGUUGGUUUGGCUUCUUGCGAUUAUAGUUUCGACUACGACGAUACCGCGGUUUGGAUCGAACAUACGAUCCAAGUACAUCUUAGCGACGAACUUCCGAAUAAGGUCCUUUGUUGGUUUUGUGACGAAUAUAGUUUUGAUGCUAGCCACCCAGACAUUGAAGGCAAUCGCCGCACUAACUUUUAUCAACGCAUACGGCAUAUCCGCGACCACUUUUUGAACGAAGGGAAGACAGUUGAACAGAUACGGCCGGACUUCCACAUGCUAGAACACCUUAAUCGCCACGGGCUGAUCACCAAGGCGGCGUAUACCAAAGCCAGGAGGUAUUGUGAAGUGCCUCGAGUGAGCGGGAUAUAUGCACCUGGCUAUGUGCCCGAGGAGAGGUGGGUAAGACGAUGGAGGUCGCGCGGUCGCGGGGAACAAAAUGACUCGAGCAUCAGAGAGCACCCAGAGCAAGAUCUACAUACAUCUGUCUUCGAGGCGGACACUCCAGAGUACGGCGCUGAGGUGGAUGUACAGCUCGCACAGCAGUCGUUGACGGAACACCGCUCUCUUCUGGUGAAGGUCUUGGACGCUCUCGUAGAGCAGGUGGACACAUUGGACUACAAUCACUCCAAGGGUGCCGCCAAACCACGGCCCAUGCCUUCCCACAAGCUCUUUUCUGCCGACGAAGAUGCGGCGGACACAGUGGACGACACUCUUGCUGGGAUUGCCGCCAAAUCACAGCCCUCUUCUGCCGUCUCAGGGUCUUAUAAAAUUCGUCCACAAAUACAAGUCAAAUACCAAGGCUAUCCUAUCGGUCCACCGUCUCCAGACGGUGCACCUGGAGCUACACAUCGUGAUCGCAAAGGGGCGAUUGCUGAUACAAGGUGUAUAGUUGAGGAUGCACUUGAUCUGUGCGACGCUGCUUUGGGGAUCGAGAGGUCAGUCAGUAGUCGAAGAUUCCGAGAAUGA